Messenger RNA from Nicotiana attenuata, 864 nucleotides. Its product is annotated as profilin-3. Gene Ontology annotation, cellular component: cell cortex. Bases 230 to 631 code for a protein of 133 amino acids. Gene Ontology annotation, molecular function: actin monomer binding. The record is from RefSeq and is a predicted model, not a curated record. NCBI's taxonomy places the organism in Eukaryota, Viridiplantae, Streptophyta, Magnoliopsida, Solanales, Solanaceae. The transcript has 3 exons.
UCAUCUAAAAAAUUAAGAUCCGCCUGUGUGUUUGUUACUCCCCGCAUCAUUCUCUCUUCCUCAAACCAACACUUUGGCGUUCCCAACUUUCCGAACAAGUCAGUCCUAUUUAUACUCUUCGUUCCACGAUUGCACCAUUGAACUUUGAAACAACCAAAGCCUGAAUUAAAUAUUGUUCUGAAGAUCAAGAACAAAGGGACUAGAAAAACACAACAACAUUCUUGAAAAUAUGUCGUGGCAAACCUACGUGGACGAUCACUUGAUGGUCGACUUUGACGGCCAAGGCCAGCACCUUGCCGCCGCGGCUAUUCUCGGACAUGAUGGUAGCGUUUGGGCUCAAAGCCCCGCCUUCCCUAAGUUUAAACCAGAGGAGAUUACGAAUAUCAUGAAGGAUUUUGAUGAACCUGGAUUUCUAGCUCCCACUGGGCUAUUCCUUGGUGGAGCAAAGUACAUGGUAAUCCAAGGAGAACCUGGCGCUGUCAUCCGUGGGAAAAAGGGAUCUGGUGGGAUAACCAUCAAGAAAACAAACCAAGCUCUGAUAUUUGGUAUAUAUGAAGAGCCAGUGACUCCAGGACAGUGUAACAUGGUAGUUGAGAAAAUUGGAGACUACCUCGUUGACCAGGGUUAUUGAUAUUUGACAUCCCAUAAUUAAAAUUUUGUAUUUGGUGAUUGCAUCUCCAUCUUAUAGGGCCAAAGUGUCACUGGGGUUUUUUUUGACAAAAAUAACUAAGCCUAAUGCGGCCGUCUAACGGUUGCUAUUUCCUCUUUGCUAUAAAUUUAUGGAUAUAUUUUACUGAAACAGUUUUGUGUAUUGAUCAGUUGUUUACCGCGUUUGUAAUAAAUUUGAUGUUUUAAUUGGAUUUC